Molecule: messenger RNA, 1347 nt
Organism: Amoebophrya sp. A120
Lineage: Eukaryota; Dinophyceae; Syndiniales; Amoebophryaceae
Source: the annotation of a GenBank genome assembly
UCGCGCACGAAAUCCCUCGCAGUCUUCAUUGCCCCGUGUAGGAUUUUUUUCCAUCUGGCGAGAGAAGGCCGCUGCCCCCUCACACAUAAAAUCAAUGUUGCAUCAUGCUUCAUCACCCCCUCAUACAUAAAACGCAGUUUUAUCAUGCGAUUACUUUAGAAAGAUAGAAAGGAUCAAACCACGACAGCAGUGCUCCUAAGUGCGUUUCGUUUAGGUUACUAUUUUAGGCUGUUUUAUUGGUUUAGAUAGUAUUUUGCGGUAUUUUUUUGACGGGAUCGAGAAGCAAGUGGUGUUUUGGAACCUACUUGAGUCAAACAAAUUUUGGUGCAUUUCUUGGAACGGGACAAGUUUGGAUAAACGAGAAGGCCGAGUUUUUGGAUCCAGCAGUUUUUGAUGUACCUCGAUUUUUUACCCUCAACAUGUUGAAGUUUUUCUUUUGGGACGUCGGCCUCAGAGCGACGAUUUGGAUGGCAAGAUAACAAAGAUUGUAGAAGUAGUAGACCCACAAAAUUUUUUAACUACAUCGCCACCAGCAGCAGCAUAUCAAAUGUAAAAGUGUCUGGGUCUGGAAGAAUAGAAUGCAACUUGUCAUGCUAAAUCUGAAGCAUGCAAAAAUCUGUGUUGCAUGAUUACCAAAAGUCGUGCAGUUUUGACCAAGUCGGGAUGGAGUUUCUCAUGCAGAAUAGGCAUGAGAGAGAUCGCGCAGAAUCUGUCAUGCUAGGUCCUGCAUUCCAGACCUCGUGGGUCAUGGAAAAGCUGCAUGACAAGUCGCGCACUCUUCCAGACCCAGACAUUUUUGCAUUUGAUACAGCAACACGUGGGUCAUGGUUGUAUCCAGGUCUUGAUGAUGUUUUGCAGUCAUCGAUACGAAGGAAAGGAUCACAACAAAAGGACAACCAACCAAGGAACCAGCCACCCCUUCAUGGAUACUUACAUCAAACACUUGCGUCGACCAACUUACUAUACAGCCCUCAGAUGUCGUCCAACAUCAAGCACCACCUCGUGGUCCAACAGUUGGACGAGGUGGCUUUAUUUUCGUUCCACAUAAGCCCCAGCGUAGCCGCCGCAAUACUUUCGUUUUGUGUCUUGGAGGGGAAAAAUUGUGAGGGAGUGCAUAGCGAUAUUCCCAUUUUUGCAUUGCAAGUCAGCCACCCCCUUUCUGCAUCGCAAGUCAGCAAUUAAUAAAUUUGGAUUUGUCGGAAUAUUUCAAUACGUGACCUUAUAAAGUGAGCAGUUUCGUUUUUGAUGCAGAAAGCCUUCUCAACGCAGCCAGCUGCUUUUUGAGAAAAGCUAGCCCAUUUUUUGUUAACAACUCUCUGUGCAAAAAAUUUGGUGUUGAAGUUUUAC